Messenger RNA from Cynoglossus semilaevis (tongue sole), 3188 nucleotides. RefSeq names its product outer dense fiber protein 2-like. Gene Ontology annotation, cellular component: ciliary basal body; centrosome. Gene Ontology annotation, biological process: negative regulation of cilium assembly. NCBI's taxonomy places the organism in Eukaryota, Metazoa, Chordata, Actinopteri, Pleuronectiformes, Cynoglossidae. The coding region runs from base 91 to 2160 and encodes 689 amino acids. The record is from RefSeq and is a predicted model, not a curated record. The transcript has 17 exons.
AACGUUAACCAAUUAGCAUUGAAACAUAAAAAUGGGCGGAGAGACUCUCCGGCUUAGAGUAGCGUUGUACCCAACCGUCACCAAGACACGAUGGAAAGAAGAACAUCUCCAGAGGACAAGCCCCAAAGUCCUCCUCUUGGUUUCAGCUCCUCCAAUGAGCAUCCUUCUGUGAGCAGUAGAGGUAGAGAUAGAUCUGAAUAUGAGCUGGAGAGAACUAGCAAGGGACGCAGUGCUCUCAGGAUGAGGACCCCAGAGGUCAAUGUCAGCAGUCAUGAAGAUGUUUCUAGUGGACACAGCCCUUUCCUGAGAGCGCUGAUGGAUGCUGAAGCAGCAGCCAUUUCUGCAGCCGUACAGCUUGCUUCUUUUAAAGAUGCAUUAGAAAAUGAAAUGCCUGAUUCCAGACAGCCUGGCACAGACAAGCGGCGACUAAAGAGGCAAAGGGGACUUCUGAUGGAAAAGUUAGAGGGUUUUCGGCAAACAAAUAAGUCUGUGCGACAGAAAUUAAAAAUACUCCUGGAAGCAGAGGCUGAUCGGACUGAUGUCAGUCAACAGAUUGACAUCUUACUUAAAAAGGUUACAGAGGCUGAAAGUGAAAACCAGAAAUUAAAAAGUGAUUUGAAUGCAGCAGAGAGAAGCAUGGAAGAGCUGAUGGAUGUACGAAGAAAAGAACAGGAGAACAUAAAGACUGCAGUCAACGUGUCCAAGUGUGUGGAGGAGAACCGUGCUCACUUGCAGGAGCAGCUACAAAACAAGGAGGCUGAAAACGAGUGUCUGAUUGGACAACUUAAGACUCUGGAAAGAACUCUGACUGAACAAAAGUUGGAGAUUGAUGAUCUGAAAAGUUCCAUCUCGUCUUCCACUGAGAGGGCAGCUCAAGACCAAGAGUCUCUGAAGAAAGCCACACGAGCCCACAAGCAGAGGGCUGAGAGAUUCGAAGCUGCCAUUGAGAAAUGUUACGAACAGUUGAGGGAAAAGGAUGCUUUGAUGAACAACGCCCGUUUGGAACUGGACUCCUGGCUGCAGCAGAACAGGAGGUUGACAGAAGAGAGAGACAAGCUACUGACUCGUGUAGAGUUACUGAAAAGCCAGAUCACAGACCUGAUCAGGAAGCUGCAGCAGGAGAAGGAUGAGCAGGCUGUAGCUAAUGCUGCUGUGGUGCAGCGCGUUGACAGGAUCAGCAGUGAAAAUGGAACCCUUCUCGUCAAUAAUGCAGCACUGAAGGCCUCAGUGGCUCAACUGGAGCAGCAGUUGGCUGAUUGUGAGUCUGCUCUGGUGGAGGAGAAGACUUUGUCUCAGGAGAGGAAACAUCAAACUGAACAGUCUCAAUGUCAGGUGGCAGACCUUCAGGCUGAGCUCAGUAACCUAAGGAUCAAAUACGCAAAAGUUUUAAGAGAGACACAGAAGAUGAGUGAUGGAAGAAACACAGAGGUUGAAAAGGUGAGGCAGCAGCUGCAGGCCCGUUUGGACGAACUGUUGAUUUAUCCUGAGUUACUGAGCGUAGCCCAACAGAGUCUCUCUGAGUGCCAGGAGAACCUGCGGUGCUCGGAGAGGAAGUGCUCAGAAAAGGCUGAAUCCAUUAAGCAGCUGCAGGUUAAGAUGGAGAGUCAAAACAAAUUGCUAACAUCGUCAGUGGAAAUGAAGGAAUCCAUUCAUGAGGCCAAUAUAUGUUUACAGGAGAAAGUGAAUUCUGCAAAAAGGCAGGUGGAUAAGUUGGUCCAGGAGAACAUGGAACUGAUGCGGCGGCUCACAGCUCAGGAGGAAGCCCUGAGUUACAGUAACCGUCAGCUCCAACAGCAGUCUGCAGAAUCCCAGGCCCUCGGGCGUCAGCUGGAGGCGGCUUUGUCAGACGUUGCACAACAGGUGAAAAAAGUUAAAGACCAAGCUCUUUCUAAAGAAGAUUCUCUUCAGACUAAAAUCUCUGAGCUGGAGGCAGAAAAGAGCAGGAAAGACAAUGAGCUGAGGCUUCUGCGCCAGAGUAAACAGACUGCGGAGAAACGCUUUGAGGUGCGUCUCAAGGACCUACAGCUCAGCCUGGAACAAUCAGAAAACCACAAACAAAGCAUUCAGAACUAUGUUAAUUUCCUGAAGAACUCUUAUACCACAAUGUUUGAUGAAGGAGUGCAGAGUUCUACUUUUCGUUCAUCAUAUUUUUUAAAAUAGGUGCAGAAAAAUCAGUCAGUCAAUGGACUGAUAAAUGUCAGUUGGAAUCAUUUGUGAGAUUUUAUUUAUUUAUUUAUCUAUGAUUUUUAAAGGCCCUCUUAUCAAAAACAUAUCAAAUACAUAUAUAUAUGUGUGUGUGUAUAUUUACAUAUAUCCAUAUUUACAGCUUUGGAGAAUCUUUAAAAACUACUGACUGACUGUGACUGUUUGUUCUCAGGGUAACAUCUAUGUCAUCUACAUUACUGUGUAUUUUACCUGAAAUAUUUAAUAUUACACAAUAUUUCCACAUGUCUGAGCAAAUCUGUGCUCAAUAAACUGUAUGGUUCACUCCGUUGCUACUGGUAAUUUGCAACAAAUGAACCACUUACGUAAAUGCAGUGACAGAUGAGCCUUAGAGUCAGAAAACCGGUACUGAUUCUUCAGACCCUUUGUGUAUCAUCUUCAUUUAUGGUCUGUAGAAAGGUACAUUUUUAUGUGGCAAAAAUGUUGACUCUAAUAUGAAUUUUUUGUUGUUGUUAUCAGGUGUGAAUCUGAUACAUUUAAUUACUUUGAUGCCUCUGGUAUACUUCCAAACCACUGAUGCCGAUUUUUGUGGUGUGUGUUUCCUGGGGAAACAAAGAGAUAAAGAUGAAUUCUAACAUUUUUCCUCUGGUCGCUGCUUGAUUUGUGGCUUCAUCCUUUAACUAUUUGAAUAAACUUCUAAAAACUCUGCAGACUAAUAUGCAAGCCUCUGUCCGUGUUAUGGACAUUUUUUUACGCCUCAUGUGAACUGUGCUUCUUUCAUCAUCUCAUCACAGACAAAGAUCUAUUGUGGUCCUCAUCAAGGGAUGGAACCAUUUCAUCUCGGUGUGCGUCACAACCUCCUGUUUUUCCCUUAACUCUUGUUCUCAACCUCCUGAUGUUACAUUUCUGUAAUUCAGUAGGCUUCUGCUGGAAAGAGCUGAGCUCAGCUUUUGGCAGCCUAUUCAAUACCAACUUCUAUCUCAGAAAAUUACACUGAAUGAGGAAAACAUUCAUUUGGUUGCAUA